This is a messenger RNA of Oppiella nova, 519 nucleotides long. Lineage: Eukaryota; Metazoa; Arthropoda; Arachnida; Sarcoptiformes; Oppiidae. The record is from the annotation of a GenBank genome assembly.
AUGUUAAUUAAAGCUAUAUUUCGUAUCAGAGAUGACCAGAGAUUGAAGGUUAGAGGGGAUGACACACACACCAAAAUGGAAAAAUUGGGCCAAACGUGUCGCCAUAACUUCACGAUAACUCAUAACUCCGUCGAUGAGUUCAAAUACCUGGCCAACUGCUCCUACAUCGACGGCUACGUACGCAUCUAUAACCUGGAGCUGGACGACGCCGACACUCUAAACAGCGUGUCGUUCCCCAAACUCAUCGAAAUCAGCGACUAUUUGCUGAUCUAUCGGGUGUUGAAGGCGACGACUCUGGAGAAGUGGUUUCCAAACUUGCGGUAUAUUAGGGGUCGGCGACUGUUCUUCGGCUACGCGCUGGUCAUCAAUGGCCUGCCGGAGGUCCAGCGCCUCGGCUUUGAUAGCCUCGAGCACAUUAAAGGCGCCGUUAGGAUCGAAAUGGUGGAUAAGCUGUGUAUUAGUCGAUAUGCGCGCGAUUAUAGGACUAUCGCGAAGGCUAUGUUCAGUGAGUGUUGUUAU